GCAGGGUGGGUGUAGCGAGCGCGCAAGUGUCCGCAGUCGCUCACCGCGCACCGAUCGCUCACCGCGCUUCCGAACGCACGUUUGCUAUUGAAGGUGACAAAGGUGUUUCUUUAUAGUGCCAGGUGGAACGAUGGUGAAUUACACAUAACAAAAUAGUGGUUCAAUUAUUUGCUGUGUUAUUGUACAACGUUUACUAAGUGGGCAGGAUGCGAGCCGGCGUGUGGAGCGCGGCGGUGCUGCUGUUGCUGGCGGCUGCUACGGCCGCCCUAAGAUCUGCUCAGGUGGAAGGGGUUCGAAAUAGCAGAAGACUUUCAAACUUCGACUCGAGAGGCUCAACGAGUACGGAGAAGAUUGAUGAUGCUCAGCCUACCUUCCGGUCGAGGAGCUAUCGAAGACGCGAGGAAACAGCUUCACCCGCACCCAGAGAUAUUACCAGAUCAAAAUCCAGAAAUAGAAUAACAGAGUCUUUAACUUCAAAUGUCGUCUCAGAACAAUCUCCGACAGAAAACGGAAGGAAUGACCGAUUUGAUUCUAGAAGAACUAAUCGCAUACGAACCCGACCUUUAGAAAGCCAAAACUCCGUAACAACCUUUCCAAGUAGAGACAGUUCUGUAAACAAUAAAGCACGACAAAGUAAUAGAAGAGCACAGAUUACUACCACCACAGUGUCACCUUUACCACCAUCUUCAUCGGUUGCAAAUGAUAUCAGAAGAGAUGUAAGUAGACGAGCUCAGACAACGACCACAGAAGCUUCUACUAUUCUGUCUUCACCAACUGUUGAUGAAUUUAAAAGUGAAAUCACAGCUUCUACUUUCGAUGAUUUUACAAGAACGGUUCCAAAAGAAGAAGACAUUACUACUGUUCAAUUUAAAAGGAGAAGUACAACAGCUAGAAGUAUAGAAGUAGAAACACCAACAAGCGCAAAACCUGCUAGAACACGCGGACGCGUUAGUACAAAAUCAAACAUUAAAUUGGAUGAUAUGGCAAGUUCUGGUGCAACUAAUGUAUUAAGCAUAUCAGAAAAUAAUCUGACUGAGGAAAGAUCAUCUGAAGAUGCAAGAAAAUCACGUAAGUUAAGAUAUAGGACACGUUUAACAGAAACUGAUACAAAUCUUACCGGUGAGGGGAUCACAACUUCUAAUGAAAUCAUAAAAACUUCAAGAAAACAACAAAAGCAACCUGAAAGUAGGACAACAACAUUAGCUCCAAGUGAACGAAAAGUCCAGAGAAAUAUAGAACGUAACUCUUCAAAGUCAGCGGCAGUUAAGUCUAUGAGAGUUGUUCGUCGACCAUUAUCAAGAGGAAAUGAAAACGGGACAGCACUUCCUAAAGUGAAAACUUCAGAUGAGAUUGGAGACGAUGAUAACUAUCCAGCAAGUUUUAAAGCUUUAAUUCAAGCUAAGAAUGCUUCGACACAAGUGAGCUCUCCACCCAGCGAGAGUUUAUCAGUGAAAGCAACACAUACAGCUAUCAACACUAACACAAAACCCUCACUGCCUUCCAACACGAGUCUUGAAUCAAACAAUAUUACACGGCUUCGCAGUAAGUUAAACGCAACUGAAAAUGAUGUAAAGAAUGGAGAUGAUAAACCAAGUGAAUCGACUUUGGAUUCUCCCAAACUAAAAUCUCAAGAAUAUAAAUUGCGAGGAUCGUAUUCUUCAAGAGCACGAACGUUGAAAGCAGACAAUGUAAAAACUACUACUACUAGUUCUCCCAAUUCGGUAAAAAGUUCUUACAAAUUCACUAGAAAAUUAAGAACAACAACAUCAAGCCCAGCAGAAAUAAAAUCGUCUGAAGGUCCUAGGAAAUUUAAAAGAUUUGAAUCUGGGCAAUCACCACAAACAGCAUCGCGACCGCUUUAUUCAAGAAAAAAAAUCGGAAACAAUAACAACAAACCUGCAGACGCCGUAACUAGUGAUAAUAAUAGCAAUAAUUUGAGGACCAGCGUCUUAAAUAACAGUGUGAAAUUGCCAAGAACGUCUUAUUAUUCACGUCUAAGAAACAAUAUUAAAACAACGACGGAGUCUGUUAAUGAUAACAUAAAUGAUCCUUUUAAAGCUGACAAGAAAAAGGAAAAUACUGCUGAAAUGCCUUUAAUAUAUACUAUGUUAAAUAAACCAACCAAAACUGUGGCUGAGGAAAUUAAGAGCGAUGCUAAAGAUGAGUUUUUGUUAGCAGUAAGUAGCAAAGAAUCGCAGGAAAAUAACGUGGAAAAUGAUUUAAUAACUAAUGCCGAGGAGUCUGAAAACAUGCCUGUGAUAAAUGUUUUCCCAACUACACAAAAAUAUCACGCAAAUUACAAAGACCAGAGUCUGGGGAAUGAACGGCAAAACAAUGAAUAUGUAGUCACUGCUGCAACGCCUGCAAUAAGAAAUAUACAAACAAGAAAGUAUACGCGUAAAAUUUUUAAAUCUAAAGAAAGAGUAGAAUCUUCAACAGUUAAUCCUGUAUCAAAAUCAAAAGAACGUACAUUACGCAAAUAUAGUGAUACAUUCUCGAAAACAACUGAAGCUUCUACGAAUGGCAUAACUUCCGAUCCUGAAAAACCAAAAAGCAGAUUUAGUUCGAAAUACAGAGCCUCAAAUCUUGAUAAAACGUUUUACAAACCCACAGUACCGACAGUCACAACAACAACUGCAUGGCUGAAAUUCUUCGUGACUGAUCAUCAACUGACAAAGUCUAUAAGGCAGCCGAAGUGGGUCGAUGGCAAUGAUUUUAAUGAUGAUACAACAGAAUUCUUAUCAAGACAGAACGCUACUACGAUGUCAUUCACUCAUCAAUCAUCUGAACUGGAAGUGGGUGAAGAAAUUCUUUUAGGUCCAGACAUGAACGCUAUCUCUUUUACUCAAACACGAAGUGCAUUGUCUUCAGCAGAUUUAAGACUUUCUGAGAGUUUAGAAAAGCCAUCACAUGUCAUGAACGUAGAAGCCUCAAAUCACUCACCAUCAGUUACUGUAUCUAUCUUUGAUGCUUUGGCUGAAAUUCUUACGUCUACACCUAGAAUACAAAUAUCUACAACAACAGACGUACCGCAACAAACAUUUACUGAUAGUGUUGUUAAACAAACACUCAAUAGCGUGAGUAGUAACAAUAAUGUAAAUAGUGUCAGCGACUUGUCGAGUCAGGGCACAUCUACGUCAACUGAAAGUUUGACCACAAUAACUACUGUACAAAACACUGAUCAGACUACACCUACUGUGCUUAACCGCUUGUCGGUAGAGGAAAGUGUUUCACCGUCACUAAAUAUCGAGGAAAAUACAAUGUCCACGAAUAACCCCCAAACUACCCUUACUCCCACUCCAACUACUCCUAUUUCGGCAAGGAGACCUUUUGCCAUUAAAGUUUUGUAUUCAGAUACUGAACGGCCGACAGACGUACCAAUGACUUCAUCUGAACCUACAACAAAUUGGAGUACGACAGAAAAUACAAAAAUGGUAUACAAUACUGUGUCCGAUCUUAUACUAUCUAAUAACAAUUUAGUGUCGUCAGAACUAACAAGCAUGUUAUCGAAUAACAUAAAAGAUAUAAUUGGAAAUUUAGAUGAAGAAAGUAGAUCUAGAUUAUCCGUUGAUAUGGCAAAAUUGUUAAAAACACUUAUUCCCCGAGUUGUAAAUAAAGAUCCUUCCCUUAAUGAUCUUGAUAAUGUUCCUAAUACUACACCUUACAGUUUGGAGGAUAUCAGAGAUACUGAGAAUAUAGAUAUAAAUAAUGUUGCUAUUAAUACUAACGAAAAGAUUAAUAUUGACAGUAAAAAUUUCCUUCAAAAUGUACAGGAUAUGAAUGUAAAUAUUGCACAAAGUACCACUGAUUCCCCAAUUAGUGACGCUAUUAUAAAUAAUAGUGUAAAUAGCAUAAGUGAUUCCGUUUUUAGCACCGUUUUGCCUUUAUCAGAAAGCGAGGCAAAAGUAGCUGAUAUCGUAACUACAACCCAAACUAGUAAUACUAAUUCAAUGCCAACUCUAGAUUUAUCUUCAACAACUGUAACGACUACACCUACUAAUCAAUUACCAACCAAUAUUGAAAUAUUAGAUACAGCUACUUUGUCUAGCUUAGAAACGAGCACUGCAAAUGUAGAUAAUAUAAGCGUAGACACUGUGAAAAGUCCAACUAUAGAUCCCACUAAUGCACCUUUGCCCGUUUCAUUAUUCACAAACUUAAAUAUUGACGACUCUAAUCCGUCCGUCCGUAUAAACGAUAACAAUAAUUUAACUUCAAUGAAUAAAUUAGACAAUCGUUUUGGGACCGCGAACUUUGACAACACUGACAUUGAUGACCCCAGCCAAAUAUCCCGUUUCCAAUUAUGGGUUCUUUCCAAAAAAGCUCGCGUUUUAAAAAUGAUCGAACAACUAAUAAGGGAACAUAAUGAUGAAAUAGCAAACGGACCAUUGACUGAGGUAUUUAACCAAUCUAAUAAUGUUACCCUUUCUAAUAGAUUGACUGAGAUAAUAAAUACAAUGGACUCUACAACUUUGUCUAAUAAUCCGAGUAUCGAGAUUACGACUGACUUUGUAGUUACUACUCCUACUUCAGCUACUUCUAAUAUACCAUCUGAGUUAUCUGAAACAGUCGAUUUCCUAAAUAAUCGCAUAAAAGCUGACAUUAUAUCUCCUUCUACGACCAUUGUUAAUGAUAAUUUAUCAACUGCUAUUCCUGACUCUACUGAAGUGGAUCCGGUAUCUGAUGUUACUGAAGUAAUUACUACUACAAUUACGAAUGAAAUUGUUGAUAUUUUACUACGUACAAAUGCUAACUUUAUCGACCAAACCACAGUAAGAGGAACAACAAAUACUGAAGAAGAAAAAGAGAAUAUAAUUUCAACUACAGAAACAGUUGAUCAGGUCAAAGCUGAUAUAACAACACCUAAUUUAAAUAUAGAAACGACAACAGAAACAAGUAUAACAACUGAAAGUAUUUUAGAGACAACGACGCAAGCAGGUAUCGAAACCACCACUCUUACAAUAUUAAAUGAAACUAAAUCAAAUGAUGAAAUAACUGUCACCUCGCAAAUGAACGUUGCCAGUCAGCCAAUCAUUCCGAAAAAAGAUUAUGUAAUAUUUGGAAUACUGCCUAAUAAUACGGUAGUACGUAAAGAUCCUAAUGAUAAUGUACUGGAAACGUUAACGGAGGCAAGUCCGUACAUUAUAUAUGGUGUGCUGCCAAAUAACACAGUAAUACGCAAAUUUCCAAAUGGAACUAGAGUACCACGUAUCAUGCAAAAAAUUGACGUACUACCAAUCAGUCCAUGGAGUCUAAGAAAUCCAUACAGCCCCAUCCAUAAUAAUCCGGCCAUUGUCAGACCGCAGUCUAACCCCAUCCGAGUAUCCACUAAUAUUGUGACAUCCACCGACACAAAUAACGAAACGGAAAACCGAUUAACCACCGACACUGUAAAUAACCAGCAAAUAAUGAUACCUUCAUCGGCACUUAAUUUAAAAGAUAGCAGUUCCUUUGGCAUAACUACUGCCACUAUUAAGCCGUCUGCUGAAAAAAGCACUGCCUCGCAUGUUUUGAACUUACGCACUACUACAAUGCUACCUUCUAUUCAUGAGAUUCUGCUUAAUAGUUUAUCUUCAGCCACUAAAGAGGAAAUGGUUAAAUCAUCAAUGAAAAGCUCUACUCCUGAACCAAGAAUAUUAACACUGGAUAUCGAUCCGGAGACUAAACAAAUACGAACAGAAAAACCUAACGAUGGCCAAGGAAACACUGUUUUUAAAUUCAUACCCAUUGACGAAGUUACUGUUCCUCCACAAGAAACUAACGUCUUUAAAAUUGCUUCAACUAAAGCACCCUUGAAAACAAAUAGUGAAAAAGAAGUUCAGAUCGUGACUCCAAUAACAAUAGCUGAAAUUACUACACCAGGAAUUCAGACACGCUUAAAAAAUACCGAUGAACCGACAACCGCUCAGCCGACUGUUGGAACCCCUAAUGGAGUGACCCUUGCAGAUAAUAACGUACAGUCAAUCAUGACAGUUGUCACAACCAAUCCAACAAUAGUUCAACCAACCACGGACAGUACAACAUCCAAUUUAAGAAUAACCACUUUUAAUACUGUAGAAAAUUCAAACACAGUAACAGUGAAAAAUGUAAUAACUACAUCGGCACCUACCACGACAAGAUUUAUACCAGAAAUGCUGACAACCACAAAUAUGUUUACAACUAAUUUUCCAAGCACCACUGAGUCGGCACCCGUGCCAAAUAAUUCUAUUUUUGAAACAACAGAAAUGACGAAAACUACCACAGUUCAGUCAACUCAAAACGCUGUAAAAUCAGCUGAUGUACAAAGCAACAGUAACAAAAAUCAAGAAAAUGCAAAUUUACUUUUAACACUUCAAUCAAUUUUAUCAACAAAUACUAAAUCGUCAUCGUCUCACGAGAUCGAUCAAAUGAAAAUGUUACAAGCAUUGCUAUCAGGCGCUAAGGUUAACGUACAAGAUAAAGCAAAGUCCCCACAAACUACAACUGUCCGCUCAAUAGAAGACGAAAUUCGUCAAUUCGAGGAAGACACGAAAUUUUUAAAAGCACUUUUAAAAGCUACUGGUCGAAAUCCAACAGAUUUUUUUCCAAGUAUCGAUGAUGUAAAACCAACUUUAGCGCUAACAACAACAGUUAAACCUAUAACCACUACUAUGACUACAACUACUACUCCGGCACCUCCGUUAUCAACGACAACUACUGCAGUACAAUCAACAGUUUCUAUUGACGAAGAUUUAAAGAAAAUCAAAGAAGACACUCAAUUACUGCAAGCAUUAUUACAGGCCACCGGCCAAACUGUUGAUACACUCAAUUUGCCAAUUAUAUCUGGGAUAACAUCUAAUGUGCGAAUUGCUUCCAAUCCUCUGACAACAUCUAUUGAAUCUAAUCCUACAACUCCAAUGAAUAUUCGUCCAGUCUACACUACAAUUCAACCAACAGAAAAAACUACCACGCAGACUGAAUCCACGCAAACUAGUUCUACAUUAACUACUUUACAGGAACAACAAAGUACUGUAAAAGAAGACAUUGGCAUCUCAACCACAUAUCGACCCGUCCAGAGAAGAUUAACAAGUACGACACCUCCUGAAAUAUUUUCAACUAUAAGCGCCAGACGAGCUCCAAGCUUAGUGCAAUUCACUACUGAACAACCAAGUACAUCAACAUUUUCCGUGGAGGAAGAUUUAGCAUUUCUAAAUAAUCUGAAAACGGUUCUAAAUACUAAUAAUAACGAUGACCCGGAAGCAGACCUUGCAAACCGUGUCAUUGCUCUGGCUGUAGAAAGAAGUUUGAACGAAUUACAAACUGGAACUCAAAAGACUCCUGCUGGAAAUAUUACCCCAAAUGUUGUCAACCCUAUUCGCACAACAACAAGACCAACGACCACCACUACUAGAAUGACUACAACAACUGAAUAUAUUCCUCCAGUCUCCACGCAAAGUACUCCGUCUAUUGAAGAUGAUAUCAAACAAUUUGAAGAGGAUACGAAACUUUUACAAGCACUAUUAAAGGCAACAGGACAAGAUCCAUCGAAGUUCAACAUACCAACGUUACCAAGUGUAAAUAAGCCUAAUAAGAAUAAUCAAGCUGCCGUGAUCACUUCGUCACAAACAACAACAAAACCAUUUGGAGUAAAAAUUGCUGUGAAAGAUGAAUUAAAAAAUGUUCAAGACGAUACGCAAUUAUUACAAACUUUAAUAAAGUUAAAAGACGCACAAGAGACAACAACCCAAAGGAAUAAAAUUGCCAUCACAGGUCAAUCUUCCGAUGAAGCUCUUAAAAAGUUAAUCCAAAAAGCAAAACCCACAGCUAUGGUAUCGGAAGCGACAAAAUCAUCUGUCUCCCUGAGUACCGAAUUUGGAAACAGCAACGACGCUCUCCUCGCAGCGUUACUUAAAGAGCAAGGAUUCGGUCCAACCACGGCAAGUUCUUUGGAUGAACAAGUUCGACUCGCUGCUUUACUGAACCAAGUGGUAGUGACGCCGAAGGCCAGGCGGACGACGACACCUCCUCCGCCGCCUCCGCCGCCGCCGGCGCCGCGCCGGCCUAUCCUGGAUGGCCUGGCUUGGCUCUGGCAGCAGUGGAGGGACACGGCGCCGGGCACCGGUGGCGCCGGGGGUGCAGGUAGUGCAGGGGGCGCGACGAGCUCGGGGGGCCCCAGGACGAGUAGCAGGCGGCCUGCCCCCUCACACGCGCCCGCGCCUGCGCCCCGUCCCACAGCGGCUGCGACGCCGGCUCCUUCGAGAGCCAACUGGUUUGGCUCCGGACCAUUUGUGGGAAACGCUGACGAUAGACCGGCGUCCAAUCGAAUACCUCUGGAGCCACCGCGCGCAGUCGCCGCUGAACAAGCACCGGGCAGGGGGCAGCUUGUCUCCGCCGCCAUUAACGUUACAAGAGCUUUCUCUCAGUUCCUUGGAGCAGCGAUACAGGGCGCAGCGCAGACCGUGCAAAACGUAAUAAGAGCUGGUCAAAAAGCGGCAACUGACGUAUACACAAAUGGCUCCGGGUAGAUAGGGACAUUCUGAUGUAAUGGACUGCAAAACUUUUCCGAAAGUAUAGUACGCACUAUGUGUUUUUAAUGCUCAUGUAAAUAGUCUGAAAUCAAUCGGCCUUUUAUUUAAACGGAAGAUAAAUUGAGGUGUUAAAUUCUAGUGUUAAAAAAUUGUGAAUAAAACUAUCUGGAUAGGAACGUAGUUGUAAGUUAUUGGUGUGUAAAUAGAAUGAAAAUAUCAAUUGCAAAUUGUCCAAUACAGGUACUGACAAAGAAUGUGAUGAUAGUUAUAUUUAAAAUAAAAUAUUUAAUUUGUUAUGUAAAUAUUAUUUUCUCUCUCUGGUGUUUUUAAAGGGUAGAUUUAAUUAGUAAAUGUUAUACUCUAGCCUGUUACUUUCUAUCGUGGUGUAUAUUUAGUUGGAAGUUCUCUUAGUCAAGCUUUUCUUCAACUUUUUAGUGGUGGUAGGUAUGAUACAUAAUUUCCCGUCUUCAAUACUUUUGUGAAUUCCUUGAGCCUUGUUUUAUCGAAAUCUUCGAAAAUCAACGACAAUAUCGAAUUAUUUUCUAUGUAAAAUUUAGAAACGGUGUUGGUUCAAUACUGAUAACGAUUAUAAUUUCUUUUCUAAAUAUCUUUGACAUAAAUAUAUUUUCUUAUGUAUAUAUAGGUUUUAGUUUUGGUGUCUCAAAUUACAUCAUUGCUUGAUUCUAAGCGUGUUAGUUUUAAGUAACGUCAUUAAACUUAAGUCUAAAUCCAUGUGCCAUUUACGCACGUUCUUAAUUUCAAGCUUUUACUGUCUGCCGCUUUUAUUUAUUUAGUUUUAUAAUAUUUUGAUGAUCGAAUUUUUACUUUGUGACUUUUUCUUGUGCAAGGAUUACCGUAUCAGUUAAAAUUAGUCAUAUUUGAUACAAAAUUAGUUGACGACCUUAAAAUUUGAAUUCGAAAAUACUUUAAAUGGAUGAUAUUUACUGUCAAAAUGUUAAGAACUUUAAAUUGUUAAAGUAUUUAACCUUGCCCAUAAAAGCAUAAUAAGAUUUUAAUUUAAAAAAAUCAAGCCUUUUCUGCCUUUACUAUAAAUAUAAUAAC
Messenger RNA from Papilio polytes (common Mormon), 9545 nucleotides. Its product is annotated as mucin-5AC-like. The record is from RefSeq and is a predicted model, not a curated record. The transcript is spliced from 17 exons. Lineage: Eukaryota; Metazoa; Arthropoda; Insecta; Lepidoptera; Papilionidae. Bases 207 to 8480 code for a protein of 2757 amino acids.